AUGAGUUCAUCUUCAGAUAACAGCUCUUAUAGUAAAAUUCCAAUUUUGAAUACUUUACAUAUCAUUUAUAAAAGGUUUAAAGAUAAUGGAUAUAUAGGUUCGAAAUGUCCAACAUGUAACACGAAAAGGGUAGGAAUAUAUUGGUGUAAGAACUGUAACUCGGAAUAUUUUCGUAAAGAAUUUUCGAAAUGGACUAGCGAGAGUUCAUUUAUGGAUAGUUUUAUACAAAAUUUACAAUUAAGCUCUCAUAAUUCUCACCAAUUCGUUGAAUGGAUACCAUUUAAUCAAUUCAAAGAUAUCAAACUAAUAGCCAAGGGAGGCUAUGGUGUAGUUUCAUCUGCUGUUUGGUUGGAUGGACCUAUUGGAAAUACAAAGUUAUAUCAUAGAUUACUUGGAAAAUACAUAGUACGAGAUGGUCCAACUAUCAUUGCUUUGAAAUCGUUGAAUAACUCUCAGAAUUUGAUCAUGAAAUCCUUACAGGAGGAUAUAUCAUGGGGGCUUGCAUUCCUGCAUCAGGCGGGAUUGAUGCAUUGCGAUUUUCAUAGCGGUAACUUGCUAGUUAGAUCAGAAAGGUCAGGAAGAUCAGAACGUAGUUGGGGAAGCGAUCCUAAAGCUAUUUAUACCAGUAGAUUAUUGAAUUUUCCUAAUUUACGGCAAAACCUUUCAACAUUGCAUCAUAAAAUCAUUGAUGUUCAUAUUAAGGAAGAGGAAAUUAAAGAAGAGGAAGAAGAAUAUAAGACAAGACAAUUAGAAUUAGACAUAAAUAUAGAUGACUUGGAAUAUUGUAAGUAUUAUUAA
Messenger RNA from Funneliformis caledonium, 798 nucleotides. NCBI's taxonomy places the organism in Eukaryota, Fungi, Glomeromycota, Glomeromycetes, Glomerales, Glomeraceae. The record is from the annotation of a GenBank genome assembly.